Molecule: messenger RNA, 1011 nt
Organism: Suillus subalutaceus
Lineage: Eukaryota; Fungi; Basidiomycota; Agaricomycetes; Boletales; Suillaceae
Exons: 5
Coding region: 1-1011 (336 amino acids)
Source: RefSeq, a predicted model, not a curated record
AUGACUGCAGUUCCAGCCGACUGUGCGUUGUAUACCACAUGCAUUGCUAGCGAGUUUGUGAAACAGCUGUUUGAUUGCAAUGUAGCUGGAAACGCACAGUCAAUCUCGCCUCCCUUGACAAUUGAUGUGCCAACCAUGCUUGCUUGUCAGCAUCUGGCCCAGGUGCUCGCCGAUGCCUAUUCAAACCCAAUCCAACUUGACCUUGAUAUGAUUAGGUACAAUGAGGCCCUCCAUAAACGCUCUACCGGGAUGGUUGCAACACAUGAAGAUUCCCUGCUGAAAAAAUUUCCUCGUGGGCCAGAACGUUUGCUGGAGAAGCCCUCAGAUGCCAUUAGCCCGUGGAUUCAAGCCGAGAUGGAAGACGCUACAAUUGGUAUGGGGUCCCUUCUGAUGAAAAGCAUGACCAGUGGUCUGGACACCCAGUGGAGAACAUUCCCCGGUAAUUUUCAUGCCAGCGACCGACGCCAAUUGACCCCAGGAUGUAUCAAUUUAGCCCCUUGUUGGUUCAUGCAAGGCCGGGAGCCACACGGAUUACCACCGGCCGAUGGAUUCACCCCCAAGGUGUCGGCCGCCCUGAAAGGGAAAGGUGGUCCCGAGAUUAUAAUCUCUAUGCAGCGCGCAGCACUACUGGCCUCGGCUGCUCUUAGGGUGAUGCAUCCAAAGUUGUAUUGGGCGUUGGCCACUACACAUAUCAAACUUGCCCGAUGGGCAGUGGAACGUGGCCUCAGUGAUAUGAGCACUUGCCUGCAAUUUUGGGCCUCGGUGUUUAAUUGUGCAGCUGUAAUUUGCAACAGACAAUGUCCUCUUCACCGAGAUCCAAGUUCUACUCUCGAAGGGUUUGAUGUCAUGAGCAGUGUCAGCCAUUAUUGUAACGGGCUCAUGACAUUAUCUAACCUCGGUAUUCGGUUGCAAUAUAACUCGGGCGCUAUGGUCGGCUGCUCUGGCCACUUUGUCAGGCAUGGUGUCACAUACACCGGCGAUCACAUUGUGUGGGCGUGGUUCAUACUGUGA